Xylona heveae TC161 is the source of this 1168-nucleotide messenger RNA. RefSeq lists its product as hypothetical. The coding region runs from base 326 to 1009 and encodes 227 amino acids. NCBI's taxonomy places the organism in Eukaryota, Fungi, Ascomycota, Xylonomycetes, Xylonales, Xylonaceae. The record is from RefSeq and is a predicted model, not a curated record. The transcript is spliced from 3 exons.
CACGUCUUUCUUGUCUCCCUUUUGAACUCACAUGGGGUUGAGGUAUAUGACCAGUCACGUCAACUGUUUCAACAUUUUCUUUGUACGUUUUGGAAGCGCCACCUAAACGCAACCCCAAAACUCAAGGCGUCCAAUGAUAUCGCUAUUGUACCUGUCUUAUCCUGGAGCUGCAAAGUAACUUGUGUGUGAUCAGUCAAGUCCAAGCUUUUGGCUGAUACAUUAUCACGUGAAGGCAUGGGAAUUUGAGUUUAGCAAGCUCGAAAGCUAUGGGAAUGAGUUGGUGGUGCACGUUUUACCAGUUUCCAUCCACAAAGAGGUUGAAGAAAUGCCAGAAUUGGAUCCAGACGGCAUCGCAGCAGCUCUCCUCGCUCAUUAUGAGCUUUUGAUUGGGAUGCGACAUCUUCCGCGGUCGCGGCUCAAGCUCCCACCUCACCCCAUUGACGAAAACUUUGCCCGAUCCCAAGGCCUUUCUGACAAUGUUAUAUCACUUCUCAAACGUCUUCCCUACAUUGACAUGUCCCAGCCCGGGCAUGCAUCAACUGUAAUAAUGUAUCAGACCUUCCCAGUCGAUUACACCACGCUGGGCGGCAUCUGGAACUCACGUGAUCCUUUGUCUCUCCGCAUCAGCGAAGCUGACGACGAAGUCCCCGCAUAUGUCAACCCAUGGGAGACUCUGCUUGCGCAAGCAUUCCGCGAAGGCGAGAACUGGAUGCUCGAUUGCUGUCAAUAUACCUCCAGGGGGCAUCGAAAAGGUGAUGCAGUCGAGGUCAUUCGACAAAUGACUGACUCGUUGCGAAGUCUCGAGUAUACACCCAUCAACAUAUCUGAGAUAGCUCCCACGCCGAAGCAGCUUCCUAUUGCUGGUUUGACGGCACAGGACGCUGAUUAUUUUCUAUAUGCCAUCAAGGCGCUCUAUUUGGAUUGUGGAUGGCCGAAUAAUUUUAGAGGCGAAGAAUUUACAGCCAGAAAAACCGUUCUUGAGCGCGAAGCAGCCAAUCAAAUGAACUAAGUAGAAGAAACACUGCACGAGAAUGGACGCGCCAGAGUAUUGCGUCUUGUUUCUACAGUGGCAAUACUGGGGUAGCAGGAUGAAAUGACUGCUCUUUGUUUAAUUGCAGACCCUCAUUGUUCUGGAUAGGUGGGUCUCGUCGACAUCCUAGUUUGAGGC